Molecule: messenger RNA, 1859 nt
Organism: Exaiptasia diaphana
Lineage: Eukaryota; Metazoa; Cnidaria; Anthozoa; Actiniaria; Aiptasiidae
Product: sphingosine kinase 2
Exons: 5
Coding region: 108-1760 (550 amino acids)
Biological process (GO): sphingosine biosynthetic process
Cellular component (GO): membrane; intracellular membrane-bounded organelle; cytoplasm
Source: RefSeq, a predicted model, not a curated record
GAGACACAUCACCUCCAUAAGCCGGUUGAUCAAAAAUCACGUUAAAAAAUGGCCAAUAUUUCGAUUUGACGUUCUAGUUUAUUGCACAACAACAAAAGGCUGUAAACAUGGCUGAAGCUGUGCUUCUUCAAAGUUGUUUUCAACUUUUACCGAGUAAAUCGUUUUUUGAAGUUCGGUUGACGCGGAAGAAACUAUUUUAUCAAAAGACAUCGAUUGAUUCUUGCUGCAAUACAUCAAAGUCUCCUCCUUUUUCGAUUAAUGUGGAAGAUAUUUACGGUGCUAAAGUCUUCAAGAGAAAAUUGGAAGCCGAUUUCAAUGCUUAUUUGCAUAUUUUCACUUGCCCCGUCAAAGGAAAGAAGCGAAUACGAAAGAAAAUUCGGUUUAAAGUCUGUGGAUGGGAAGAUUUAGAGGCGAAUAUCAGAACUGCCGAACGAUGGCUGAAGAUGAUUUUAUGGCUUGCGAAAGAUGUUGAAGUUGAGGUUGAGAAAAUUAAUGACAGGAAACUGCCACCUCAGCGUAAAUUACUUGUGUUCGUCAACCCAUUCAGUGGCUCAGGAAAGAGUUUGAAGAUUUUCAACAAAAAUGUGGAGCCAAUGUUCAAUGAAGCAUCUGUAGACUAUACUUUAAUUGUCACAGAAUAUGGUGGUCAUGCCGAGAAGAUUGCACUGGAACUUGACCUUGAGGAAUGGGAUGGCCUUGUGAUUUGUUCAGGAGAUGGGCUAGUUUAUGAGGUAAGUAAUCACAUUGGCCAAAGGNCAGACUGGAAAAGAGCCAUUACUUUACCUCUAGGUGUAAUCCCUACUGGUUCUGGAAAUGCGCUGUGUUAUUCAGCACUAUAUGCAUCUGGGGAGCCAUUUGAUCUCACUGCAGCCAUCUUUGCAGUGAUUCGUGGACAUAUACUUGAAUUGGAUCUCUGCACCAUUGAAACACCAAGCCAAAAAAUUUAUUCUUUUCUGUCUCUUGCGUGGGGAAUAAUAUCCGAUGUUGAUAUUGAAUCAGAGAAAUACAGAUACCUUGGAAAUGCUAGGUUUACUUUGGGUGCUGUUAUUAGAAUCUUAGGCCUUCGUACUUACAGGGGGAGACUGUCAUAUCUGCCUGAUGAUGAUGAUAAUGAUGAUUACAGUGAUGACAGUCAUCAAUCCACRUCAAAUAUAGAUGUACCAAAACAACAACAAACUCAAGAUGAAGAUGAAUCAAGGUUUUAUUCUUUUCCUAAUAGUCCAGAUGGAUUUGAUUACAAUGAAAAAAGAUCAGAAGUCGAUGAAAAGCUGCGGAGUAUUGCUGGAUUGGAAAAUGAGGGUUAUGUAAAAAGCCCAUUUACUUCAGUCARUGAUAUCUCUCAUCAAUUAAAUGAAUCRCCUCAAACRAAAUAUCUCCCUCCAUUACAAAGCAAACUGCCUUCAAACUGGAAGACUGUCGAGGGUGUAUUUGUUCUUGGUUGUGCAGUUCUUCUGUCUCAUUUGGGACCAGAUCUCUUUGUUUCUCCAUYAGCCAAAUUUGGCGAUGGUAUUCUACACAUAGCAUAUCUGAAAUCAGGAGUAUCAAAGUUAAGGCUUUUAUCGUUAUUCAACGAGAUGGAAACAGGAGGUCAUUUGGAUUCCACAGAAUGUGUUUACCUUAAGGCACGGGCCUAUAGGCUAGAACCUGAYCUCUCCCAACCUGGAACAAUAGCUAUUGAUGGAGAAAGGAUCCCUUAUUCUGUAGUUCAAGGAGAGAUUCAUCAAGGGCUUGGUAGAGUUAUGUGUAGUAGACCUUAUUGAGWUUGACAAUUUAGAUGAGAAUUUCACAGCUAUUGAAUAGCCGACUUGCGAAUUACGCAUCAAUAGUCACAUACAAAGGAAUCAAGACGAGGCGCCGUG